Magallana angulata is the source of this 2765-nucleotide messenger RNA. Its product is annotated as N-acylglucosamine 2-epimerase-like. Lineage: Eukaryota; Metazoa; Mollusca; Bivalvia; Ostreida; Ostreidae. The record is from RefSeq and is a predicted model, not a curated record. Gene Ontology annotation, biological process: carbohydrate metabolic process; N-acetylglucosamine metabolic process; N-acetylmannosamine metabolic process. Gene Ontology annotation, molecular function: N-acylglucosamine 2-epimerase activity.
AGUUUUUUGUCUUCAAACGUCAAAUUUACAUUAAGUUUCCCCUUUUUGGGGUCACAUUCCACUAUUAUACCCCCGUAAGUACAUGUGUACAUCAAUUUUUAAAAUGUAUGCCUACUAUUAGAAUACCAUAAACGGAAAGAACAAAAAAACUCGAUAGCAAUUUGUUCAAAACGUCUUUGAAGGCUUAAUCAGUAAGGCAUAAAAAAAACAAUGUUUGCCAGUAUUAAGACGAAAGCAGAUUUUGCAGAGUACAGGGUAUUGACGGGGCUAUAUCUUUAUGUCCCCUCUUGAUUGAUUUUCACGUAGCUUGAAAAUUUGUUGAAGUAUCCUCAUUCUAUUGAUUUGCCAAACUUGAUUUAAUCUGAGCCGGCGGAUGUUUUUUUCUAUAUACAUAAAGUUUGUUCUUGAUCUACAAAGAAUAAUUGCGGCUUGUGUAUCUAAACAGGUGUAAUGAAUUUACGGCGUUGAGUUGAAUUUGAGUAGUCUUCCCUUGACACCAUUCGAAAGAACAGUCCGUCUGCACCUGCGGAAUUUGCUGUUUUAAUCGGUGAACAGAUAACAAAAACAGCUGGUGUCUUCCGAACAUAUAAAAUGGUACAUGCUCCAAGAUUAGGCAAUUCUUUGACCUAUCUGAACACAGAACCACGCUAUCAUGUUACUCCUGGCCUUUGUGGUCGGCUUCGCUGCUGUUUCUGCAGAACCAAGCCAAAUUUGUAGAGAAGCGUUUUACAAAUCUGGAUUGUCCACCAACUAUAACGAGACGAUCGCCCACGCUGUCCACUCCAUGUCGGUGGAGGGGCUGAGGCUGUUUGAUCCGAUGGCGUCCGAGCAGAACAAGAUUCCGACCGUCAACCAGGACUUGUCCCAGGACCAGAAGGUACUGAACUACGCUCCACAUUUCCACACCUCCACUGACUUUGCCACAUCCACCAUGAACAUGAUCGACAAAAUCCUAUCCACCGUGGGGAACUCCAAAGACGGACUCGGUCCACACUGGUCCUCGGUGGAGAGAAUAGCUCACGUUUUCCACAUGUGGGAUUUGUGGCAGAAGAUUUACGAGACCUCCUGGCAAGAGGUUUUAGCGAGUCCCCCCGAGGCUCCGACAUGCGUGUGUCUAAGGGACACUAGGGCUAAUGGGAUAAAAGCGGCGGUAGAGUGGGUGGCCAAUCACUACGAGACCGGUACCCCGAUCACCCUCCUGAACCGACCUAUCCCGAAACUGACCGAUGCCCAGGCCUGGUCCGUGUGGAAGGAUCGUCUCUUGCACUACUACACGCCGGCGGCGCUCCAUGACGCCGCGGUCUAUCUGGUUUACUAUGAGAUAAUCCAUUCCUACUUGUACAGCUUUGAUCUUGCUCUCUAUUAUACCGACAUCUCAACGAGAUUACCUGUGGCAGCACGGGAUCUCCUACACCUGGAUUACCUGACGCUGUACGGGAACGCUCCACGACCGUGUGACAGAAUGAGCGAGAGUCGCCUCCAGGAAUUCUACGACAGCAUCAGGGCGGACCUGGACAGGACCGUGAAGUUCUGGAGGCAGCACUCCAGGGACCCGGAAUGUGGUGGUUUUUUCAACUGUCUCAGCAAAGAUGGAAAAGUGUAUGAUGAAAUAAAGCACGUUUGGUUGCAAGCAAGACAGGUUUGGAUGUAUGCUCGUUUGUACAAUGAUGUCGAAAGAUUCAGAGACGAGGACUUGCUCCAAGAAGCCGUCAGAGGAGCUGAGUUUUUGAUGCAGAACGUCAGGGAUCCCAACACGUACAAAUGUUCCUUGGUGGUCACAAGAGAUGGGAAGGCAAUCAAAAUUCAGAGAAGUCUUUUCUCCGAGUGCUUCUAUCUGAUGGCAAUGUCGGAAGUAGGAAGAGCGACGGGAGUCGAGAAAUAUAAGAAAGAGGCCAUAACGAUGAUGGAGAAAAUAACUGGUUGGAUACAGUCGCAUGGAGAGGGUCUGGGUAUCGACAAGUUGCCAGGACACCGACCAAUCAGCUCGCUGGCCAUCCCUAUGAUGACCCUCUGUGUCAUCGAACAGCUGAAGACCAUUGACCCUAGCCUCAACUACGACGAUCUGACAGACUGGGCCAUCAAAGACGCCAUGAAGCACGUCCAGAGAGAAGGGACGGUGAUUCUGGAGACGACCACUAACGAUGGCAAGGAGAUGGGUGGGAGCGCAGGGCGGCUGAUGUUACCAGGCCACUCGAUCGAGGCAGGCUGGUUCCUGUUACGUCACGCCACACGGUCGGGGGACCAGGCGCUGAAGCAGACGGCCAUCCAGAGCUUCAUGGAGCGACCGUUUGAGUACGGCUGGGACAAGCAACAUGGCGGUCUGUACUAUUUCCUGGAUGUAGACGGAUGGAGCCCCGUACAGUUGGAGUGGGACAUGAAGCUUUGGUGGGCCCAUAACGAGGCUCUGAUCGCCUUCCUCAUGGCGUACAAGGAAACUAAGGACAAGAGGCAUCUAGACAGAUUCGCUCAAAUAUUUGACUACAGCUACUCACAUUUUGUUGAUGAGGAAAAUGGGGAGUGGUUUGGAUAUCUGAGAAAAGAUGGUUCUGUCAGCAUGGAUUUCAAGGGUGGACCAUGGAAAGGAUGUUUCCAUGUCCCCCGAUACUUGAUGAUGUGUGAACAGAUGCUCAAGGAACUGUUGGACAAGAAGAACUGACAAUAUUUGAAUUUAUUAUAUCAAACCAACAGAUACUGUAUAACAUGCAAUUUGUCAUUCAAUACACCGUGAUGUGAUACAUACUGUAUAUAAAAUCAUAACAAUCUCA